AUGUCUCUCAACCUCUACGAUCUCUCAGUGCCGGUCUUCAUCCGCGCUCUCGGACAGCUCAAGGAGGUCCUCCAGAUCGCCGAGAAAUGGGCCAAGGACAACAAUGUCGAUGAGAAGAAGUUGACAGAGGGGAAGAUUAUUGAUGAUAUGCUGCCUUUCCCCUUCCAAAUCCAAUCCUGCUGCAACACCGCCAAGGGUAUCCUCUUCCGCAUCGGCGGCGAAGAAAAUGUCCCCGUCGAAGACAACGAGAAGACCUUCGCCGAAUUCAUCGCCAGAGUCGACUCGACGAUUGCCGUGCUGAAGAAGGCACAGAGGGAGAAGUUCGUGCAGCCGGAUGCGCAGAUUACGAUGAAGUUUGGACCGAAGGAGUUGCAGUUUCAGGCGUUGAAGUAUAUUCAGAAUUUUGCGAUUCCGAACUUCUUCUUUCAUCAGAUGACGGCGUAUAGUAUUUUGAGGAAGGAGGGGGUUAAGGUGGGUAAGUUGGAUUAUUUGGGGGCUAAGGAUCUUCAGAAUGCUUAG
Fulvia fulva is the source of this 519-nucleotide messenger RNA. RefSeq lists its product as uncharacterized. Bases 1 to 519 code for a protein of 172 amino acids. Lineage: Eukaryota; Fungi; Ascomycota; Dothideomycetes; Mycosphaerellales; Mycosphaerellaceae. The record is from RefSeq and is a predicted model, not a curated record. The transcript is spliced from 2 exons.